Cladocopium goreaui is the source of this 2573-nucleotide messenger RNA. The record is from the annotation of a GenBank genome assembly. NCBI's taxonomy places the organism in Eukaryota, Dinophyceae, Suessiales, Symbiodiniaceae.
AGCUUUCAAUUCAGUUUCACCGGCAAUGGCUGAUGCCCAAGCCCUAGAAAGGCAGGAGAGAAGCCUGGAAGGCGAGUUCGGAGGUACUGCAGAUGGAAGUCUAGCUGGAACACAUACGUGGCAAAAGCCACAAGGAGACAAGCAACAUGAGAACUUCAGGUAUAACAAUGUCCGUUUCCUCCAGGAACAAAAUAAAGAUGCCACGAAAGCCUUGGAUCGCGUGGAAGAAGAGCGCGACGAAGCCUUCGCGGCGAUCGCACAGUGGGAGGAGAAGCGCCUGCAGAUCCAAUCGGACUUUGGGAAGCUUCAACAAGAGCUCGCAGAGACCGAGGAGAAGUGCAACGUCUCUGCUGCAGAGAUCCACAAGCGCGAUGAGCAGAUUCGAGUCUUGUCGGAACAGAACAGAUCUCUCCUGGACAUGUUGGAACAGGAGGAGCUCACGGUGAAGGAACGACAAACUCAAAUCGCUGAGCUCUCCGCCACGCAGGCCAAGUUGCAAAAGAUUUCGGACGACUACAACGUGGUCAAGGCCACAGGCAACCAGCAGCUCCUGGGAGCCUACAACGAAAUCGCCAAGUUUGAGGAGGAGCUUCGAAAUGCUCAAUCCGAGACCGGGCAGCUCAAAGAGGCUGAGCGGAAUUUCUCCGCACAAGCCAAAGCUGACAUCGAAGCUCUCGAGGUGAAGUUGAAGGACUCCAAAGAUAUGAAUGUCCAGUACCUGCAGCAGAUCCAACACAAUGAGGUCUUUGAGCAUCGCUUGGCAGAAGCCAUCAAUCGGCUGCGGGAGACCUUGGACGAGUUGACGGUGCAGAAGAAGGGCAUCAAGAUGCAGCUCGACAUGGACGCGGAGAACCGCGACAAGUGGAUGCAGAGCAAAGCAGAGGUCGAGAGAAGAAAGGACGGCUUGGAAAAGAUGGUGGAUGCCCUACGGCAAGCCUUGAGAGGUGCUGAGGAACAGAACACCCGGAUGCAGGAAGAGAACAAAGCAGGCUCUGACAAUUUUAGGCAACUGGGCGACAAGGUCUAUGCGUUGAUGGAUCAACUGCGACAACAUCAGACCGACCUCAAGAAGACGGAGGCGGGAGGUGUGGAAAAGCAGAAGAAGAUCGGCUCUUUGGAGAAGCAAUCGCAGAAUCUUCAACAGCAGCUGCAGAUGGAGGUGGAUGCGAAGCUGUCCGCGGAAGCGGAAGCCCGGAAUGCUGCCCAGAUGCAGGCCUUGCUGCAAAAGAAGAACAAGAUGUUGGAAGAGGCACUACAACUCGCGCUAAAGGCGCAGGAAAAGGUGGAGAAACGCCUCUUAGAGCUGAAAGAGAAGACCGAAGCCCUGCAGACGCAGAAUGACUACCUGGGCACGCGUAUCGAUGGCAACGAGGAGGACAAGGGCGCCCUCAGGUAUGACUUAAGAAGAACUGAAGAUGAGCUUCGACAGGCCACUGCGGUGAACGGCCAGCUCCUACAGAAGCGUGUCGAAGUGGAGGAUCGCUUCAAUGAAGUUGAAGCCGAAAAGGUGGCUGUCAAGGCUGAGCUUGACUACAUCAAGCGAGAGGAUAUGCUGGAUGAAACUGGUCGUACCAAGCCCAUCCUCAUUGAGUCUGAAUCGAAGCUCAUCGAGAGACUCCAGAUCAAUGAGUUCCUCUACAGCUCCCAGCAGGCACGAAAUCCAGUGCCGAUGCUGGUGGAGAAAAUCUCCCAUUUACUGGAGAUGCUGCAUACCACGCAAGUGCAGUCGGACAUGUACCUGCAGGACUUGCAGCGAUCCAACUCCAUGCUUCAGGGCUUGCGGGAGAAGAACAAGAACUUGUACGAAAAGGUCCAGAUGUGCGAGACCUGGAAGAUGCGAGCUUUGUUGAAGAUUGCAUCCAACGAGUUCGAGAUGAGGAGCAGCGUCAAGGGGCACAAGUCCAGCAUCAAAGAAGGCAAUGCCCUCUAUUUGGAUGGCCUCCAAUAUUCCAACAAGGAGAUUGGAGAGCUCAAGAAGUUGAUUCAGAAUUACAUGAAGGAAGAAAACGUGAAAGAGAUCCGAUUGCAGGACAACAAUUUGGACAAAACGGCAGUGCCACUGAUCUGCGAGCUGAUGGACUUGUGCCCGUACUUGACCAAGCUGGACCUGAGAAGGAACCGCUUGGACAACGAUGCACUUGCGGAUCUUCAGGGCUUCGUGGAACGCAUCCCUGGCGUGACGACCUUGGUGAAGGAUCCCGUCUCUGGGGAUCUUCGUGCGCGAUCCGGCAACCAGGUUCGUUUGGUCAUCCUCUUGGAGGAUCAAAGUCCACCGGAUCCCGAAGCACCGCCGUCGCCGACAGCAGAUCUCACAGAGGAUCAAGCAGGUCUUGCAGCAGAUGGUUUCUUAUCCUCGGCUGCCGGGGUGACCUCUCAGGGCCGACUGCAGGGACCCGAUGGGCCCAGCGGUGGAACCACACGCACCAUGGCGGUGCCGCAGAAGCCAGGUGGUGCUGGAAAGCCCCUGGGAGAUGGAACUGCAACCACACUGCCGCCAAUUUCGUAGUCUGCAAUGAAUCUCCGUGUCCGAAGUUUCACUCUUUGCAUUGGAAGUCCUGCUAGGUCUUUCCUAA